AUGUUUCGGAAUAGUCUCAAGAUGCUUCUGACUGGUGGGAAAUCAAGUCGCAAAAAUAGGUCAAGUGGUGGCAUCUCCACAGAAAGCGACUGUGCUUUUGAGCCAGACUACGUCGUCCCACCACUUCCAGUGAGUGAAGGUGAUGCUGAACAGGAACUUGGCCCCCCUCCGUCUGUAGAUGAGGCAGCAAACACACUCAUGACUCGUCUGGGUUUCCUCCUUGGAGAGAAAGUCACGGAAGUUCAGCCAGGUGACCAGUACACCAUGGAAGUGCAGGAUGAAAAUCAGACCUCAACAAUCACCCAGAGGAUAAGUCCCUGUUCCACCCUGACUAGCAGCACUGCCUCUCCACCAGCCAGCAGCCCCUGUUCCACCCUCCCACCAGUCAGUACAAAUGCAACUGCCAAGGACUGCAGCUAUGGGGCUGUCACUAGUCCAACCUCCACACUUGAAAGCAGAGACAGUGGCAUCAUUGCUACAUUGACAAGCUAUUCUGAAAAUGUGGAACGCACAAAAUAUGUUGGAGAAAGCAGCAAAGAAUUAGGAUCUGGAGGAAACUUGAAGCCUUGGCAGUCUCAAAAAUCCAGCAUGGACUCCUGUUUAUAUCGAGUGGAUGAAAACAUGAUGGCUUCCACUUAUAGUCUGAAUAAAAUCCCAGAGAGGAGUUUGGAAACAGUUUUGUCCCAAUCAGUACAGUCUAUUCCCCUUUAUCUCAUGCCACGGCCAAAUUCAGUAGCAGCUACCAGCUCCGCCCACUUGGAGGACCUUGCUUACCUGGAUGAGCAGAGACACACACCUUUAAGAACUUCUCUUCGAAUGCCAAGACAGAGCAUGGGCGGUGCUCGUACACAGCAGGACUUACGAGUUCACUUUGCACCAUAUCGGCCUCCAGAUAUCUCCUUAAAGCCUCUGCUCUUUGAAGUGCCCAGCAUCACUACAGAGUCCGUGUUUGUUGGCCGGGAUUGGGUCUUCCAUGAAAUAGAUGCUCAACUGCAAAGUUCAAAUGCCAGUGUUAACCAAGGAGUAGUGAUUGUGGGAAAUAUCGGGUUUGGCAAAACUGCCAUCAUCUCCAGACUGGUGGCCCUCAGCUGCCAUGGCACACGGAUGAGACAGAUCGCCUCCGACAGCCCACAUGCCUCCCCCAAGCAUGUGGAUGCCAACAGAGAGUUGCCACUCACACAGCCACCUUCAGCCCACUCAUCUAUCACCAGUGGAAGCUGCCCAGGAACCCCAGAAAUGCGUAGACGGCAGGAGGAGGCUAUGCGAAGAUUAGCCUCACAGGUGGUUGCCUAUCACUAUUGCCAAGCAGAUAAUGCCUACACCUGCCUGGUGCCCGAAUUUGUCCACAAUGUGGCUGCCCUGCUCUGCCGCUCACCUCAACUGACAGCCUAUCGGGAACAGCUUCUCCGGGAGCCUCACCUGCAGAGCAUGCUGAGCCUUCGGUCCUGUGUUCAAGACCCCAUGGCCUCCUUCCGCAGGGGAGUCCUAGAGCCCCUGGAGAAUCUCCACAAAGAGAGAAAAAUCCCAGAUGAAGAUUUCAUCAUCUUAAUUGAUGGAUUAAAUGAAGCAGAAUUUCACAAACCGGAUUAUGGGGAUACAAUUGUAUCAUUUCUGAGUAAAAUGAUUGGAAAAUUUCCUUCUUGGCUCAAACUAAUUGUAACAGUUAGGACCAGUUUACAGGAAAUUACCAAGCUGCUGCCUUUCCAUAGGAUUUUUUUGGAUCGACUAGAAGAGAAUGAAGCCAUAGACCAGGACCUGCAGGCUUAUAUCCUGCACCGGAUACACAGCAGCUCAGAGAUCCAGAAUAACAUUUCACUUAAUGGCAAAAUGGACAACACUACAUUUGGCAAACUCAGUUCUCAUCUCAAGACCCUCAGUCAAGGGUCCUAUCUAUAUCUGAAACUCACAUUUGACCUCAUAGAGAAAGGCUAUCUAGUGUUAAAGAGCUCUAGCUACAAAGUAGUUCCUGUUUCGCUCUCUGAGGUUUAUUUACUCCAGUGCAAUAUGAAGUUCCCUACCCAGUCUUCCUUUGACCGGGUGAUGCCUCUCCUGAAUGUGGCAGUGGCCUCUCUCCACCCACUGACUGAUGAACAUAUCUUCCAGGCCAUCAAUGCCGGUAGCAUUGAAGGUACACUAGAAUGGGAGGAUUUUCAGCAGAGAAUGGAAAACCUCUCUAUGUUUCUAAUCAAGCGCAGAGACAUGACUCGUAUGUUUGUACAUCCUUCUUUUCGAGAAUGGCUUAUCUGGAGAGAAGAAGGAGAGAAAACCAAAUUUCUCUGUGACCCCAGGAGUGGUCACACGUUACUUGCCUUCUGGUUUUCCCGCCAAGAUGGAAAACUAAACCGACAGCAGACUAUUGAACUGGGGCAUCACAUACUCAAAGCACACAUUUUUAAGGGUUUGAGUAAAAAAAUUGGUGUAUCAUCCUCAAUCCUUCAAGGUCUCUGGAUCUCCUAUAGCACGGAAGGCCUUUCCAUGGCGUUAGCAUCUUUACGAAAUCUCUACACUCCAAAUAUAAAGGUCAGCCGAUUGCUGAUUUUGGGAGGUGCCAACAUUAAUUACCGGACUGAGGUUUUAAAUAAUGCUCCAAUUCUAUGUGUGCAGUCUCAUCUUGGCUACACAGAAAUGGUGGCCCUCCUGUUGGAGUUUGGAGCCAAUGUGGAUGCCUCUUCCGAAAGUGGCCUGACUCCUUUGGGGUAUGCGGCAGCAGCAGGAUACCUGAGUGUCGUCGUGCUGCUGUGCAAGAGGCGGGCCAAGGUGGAUCACUUGGAUAAGAACGGGCAAUGUGCUUUGGUCCAUGCUGCACUCCGAGGUCAUCUGGAGGUUGUCAAGUUUUUGAUUCAGUGUGACUGGACUAUGGCCGGCCAGCAGCAAGGAGUGUUUAAGAAGAGUCAAGCCAUCCAACAGGCCCUCAUUGCUGCAGCUAGCAUGGGUUACACUGAGAUUGUCUCCUACCUACUUGAUCUUCCAGAAAAAGAUGAGGAGGAAGUGGAGCGAGCACAGAUCAACAGCUUUGACAGUCUCUGGGGAGAGACAGCCCUGACAGCUGCAGCCGGAAGGGGCAAACUGGAGGUGUGCCGUCUGCUCUUGGAACAAGGAGCAGCAGUGGCCCAGCCAAACCGCCGAGGGGCAGUGCCCCUAUUCAGCACUGUUCGCCAGGGCCAUUGGCAGCAUAUUAAGUAUGCCUUGAUCCUUAGAGAUGAAAACAGAAGUGCUGAAGGAAAGCAGACGCAGACUAUAAAAGGUGGGAAGAGAAAGCAGCCUGGUGGUAUCGUCAAUGGUGCCUCUAUUGCUCUAAUGGACAAAGAAGGACUGACAGCCCUUAGCUGGGCUUGUUUGAAGGGCCAUCUCUCAGUAGUACGCUCUCUAGUCGAUAAUGGAGCUGCCACAGACCAUGCUGACAAAAAUGGCCGUACCCCACUGGAUCUGGCUGCUUUCUAUGGUGAUGCAGAGGUGGUCCAGUUCCUGGUGGAUCACGGGGCCAUGAUCGAGCAUGUUGACUACAGCGGAAUGCGCCCUCUGGAUAGGGCAGUAGGGUGCCGGAACACUUCUGUUGUUGUCACCCUUCUGAAGAAAGGAGCCAAAAUAGGUCCAGCCACAUGGGCGAUGGCCACCUCCAAACCAGACAUCAUGAUCAUCCUGUUGAGCAAGCUGAUGGAAGAGGGGGACAUGUUUUAUAAGAAAGGUAAAGUAAAGGAAGCUGCCCAGCGCUACCAGUACGCUUUGAAGAAAUUCCCUAGAGAAGGGUUUGGUGAGGACUUGAAAACCUUCCGGGAACUAAAGGUGUCUCUCCUCCUCAACCUCUCUCGAUGUCGCAGGAAAAUGAACGAUUUUGGAAUGGCGGAGGAAUUCGCUACUAAGGCCCUGGAGCUGAAACCGAAAUCUUACGAAGCUUACUAUGCAAGAGCAAGGGCAAAACGCAGCAGCAGGCAGUUUGCAGCAGCCUUAGAGGACCUGAACGAGGCCAUCAAGCUGUGUCCAAACAACCGUGAGAUCCAGAGACUUCUGAUGAGAGUGGAGGAGGAGUGUAGACAGAUGCAGCAGCCGCAGCCACAGCCCCAGCCCCAGCCCCAGCCCCAGCAGCAAUUACCAGAAGAAACAGAGCCUGAACCACAGCAUGAAGAUAUCUACUCUGUACAAGACAUAUUUGAGGAGGAGUACCUGGAGCAGGAUGUUGAAAAUGUGUCCAUUGGCCUCCAGACGGAGGCUCGGCCCAGUCAGGGACUCCCAAUCAUCCAGAGCCCGCCCUCCUCUCCGGCCCAUCGGGAGUCCACCUACAUCUCAAGCUCACCUCUUGGCUCUCAUCAGGUCUUUGACUUCCGGUCCAACAGCUCUGUAGGUUCUCCCACUAGACAGGGCUAUCAGUCCACCUCACCUGCUCUUUCUCCAACCCACCAGAACUCUCAUUACAGGCCUAGUCCGCCACAUACUUCCCCCGCUCAUCAGGGUGGAACUUACCGUUUUAGCCCCCCUCCUGUGGGAGGGCAGGGCAAAGAAUACCCAAGCCCUCCACCUUCUCCUCUCCGUAGAGGCCCUCAGUAUCGAGCCAGCCCUCCAGCUGAAAGCAUGAGUGUCUAUAGGUCCCAGUCUGGUUCACCUGUGCGAUAUCAGCAAGAAACAAGUGUUAGUCAGCUUCCUGGCAGACCAAAAUCUCCAUUAUCCAAAAUGGCCCAGCGACCCUACCAGAUGCCUCAGCUUCCUGUGGUAGUUCCCCAGCAAGGGCUCAGGCUACAGCCUGCUAAGGCCCAGAUUGUAAGAAGCAACCAGCCUAGCUCAGCAGUUCAUUCGAGCACUGUCAUCCCCACAGGAGCCUAUGGCCAAGUAGCCCAUUCCAUGGCUAGUAAAUACCAGUCUUCACAAGGAGACAUAGGAGUAAGUCAGAGCCGGUUAGUUUAUCAGGGGUCAAUGGGGGGAAUCGUAGGUGAUGGAAGACCUGUGCAACAUGUCCAAGCCAGCCUGAGUGCGGGUGCCAUCUGUCAGCAUGGAGGGUUGACCAAAGAAGAUCUUCCACAGCGACCUUCCUCAGCAUAUCGAGGCGGCAUGAGAUAUAGCCAGACACCACAGAUUGGGCGUAGCCAAUCAGCAUCCUAUUACCCAGUCUGUCACUCAAAACUAGAUCUGGAACGUUCCUCCAGCCAACUAGGUUCCCCUGACGUGUCACAUUUAAUCAGAAGACCUAUUAGCGUCAACCCCAAUGAAAUCAAACCCCACCCCCCAACUCCCAGGCCACUGCUCCACUCCCAAAGUGUAGGCCUUCGCUUCUCUCCAUCUAGCAAUAGUAUUUCAUCCACCUGCAACCUAACUCCUACCUUCCGGCCAUCUUCCUCGAUCCAGCAAAUGGAGAUCCCACUGAAACCUGCCUAUGAUAGGCCAUGUGAUGAGUUAUCACCAGUAUCUCCCACACAGGGAGGUUACCCCAGUGAGCCCACGCGAUCCAGGACCACACCAUUCAUGGGGAUCAUAGAUAAAACAGCCCGGACUCAACAGUACCCCCACCUUCACCAGCAGAAUCGGACCUGGGCAGUAUCAUCAGUGGAUACUGUUAUCAGUCCCACAUCUCCAGGCAACCUGCCUCAGCCUGAGUCCUUUAGUCCACCAUCAUCCAUCAGCAACAUUGCCUUUUAUAACAAAACCAACAAUGCACAGAAUGGCCAUUUGCUGGAGGACGAUUAUUACAGUCCCCAUGGGAUGCUGGCUAACGGAUCCCGGGGAGACCUCUUGGAGAGAGUCAGCCAGGCCUCCUCAUACCCCGAUGUGAAGGUGGCUCGGACCCUCCCUGUGGCUCAGGCAUACCAGGACAACCUGUACAGGCAGUUGUCCCGGGACUCUCGACAAGGGCAGACAUCUCCUAUCAAACCAAAGAGACCAUUUGUGGAGUCUAAUGUUUAA
Messenger RNA from Orycteropus afer afer, 5889 nucleotides. NCBI's taxonomy places the organism in Eukaryota, Metazoa, Chordata, Mammalia, Tubulidentata, Orycteropodidae. The record is from RefSeq and is a predicted model, not a curated record.